UCUCGGCGGGAUAAGGAAGUGAUAUUGGAAUUUAUGAAAACCAUUUAUCACAUACACAACCAGUGCGGUAACUACCGUCUACGUGGUUGGAAAGGGACACGAAACCGCUUACGACAAGAAAUAAGGUACUCUAGGUGAUCACUGACAGAAAGCAGCCAUGUCGUCAACAUCCCAGAAACACAAAGAGUUUGUGGCAGAACCCAUGGGGGAGAAGCCAGUCAAUGCACUUGCUGGCAUUGGAGAGGUGCUUGGCAAGAGACUGGAGGAGAAGGGCUUCGACAAGGCUUACGUGGUCCUGGGUCAGUUCCUAGUGCUGAAGAAGGAUGAGGAGCUAUUCCGGGACUGGCUGAAAGAUACAUGUGGGGCCAAUGUCAAACAGCAGGGCGAUUGCUACGGCUGCCUGCGUGAGUGGUGCGAUUCUUUCCUGUAGAGAAGCUAUUUUCUCCUGUUUCAGUUUUUCUUUUUUCUAAAUCCCAAACAUCUAUUUACCUCUACUGUGGUCUCACAUCAACUUACACCUCAUAUGGACUCACACUGCACAUGAGGAAGUUAAGCAAAGUCGGACGUCGUAACACCCAGUUAUUUUGAACUAUAGUCUUAUAGACCUAAGAAUGCUUUUAAAUCAGUAAGACAUAAUUUGCUGCAGUCAUCAAUGGGGUUGUUACACCCAACUGUGUAACUCUAAUGCUGACCUUUUCUAUGAUUAAAAUCUUUGGCUGCACAGAAACGUUGGGAAUGAGCUCAUUUUGGUUUUCCUGCAUUGUUAUUUCAAUUGGGUCUCUCUAUCAAAGAAAACAACUGUUAUCAACACGGUCCCUUCACAUGAAAGGUAGAACUCAUGUAUGUACUCAUCUCCAACUGACUGUUUGCCCUUGCAUUUAUUAAAAUGAACUUAUAAUAGAAUUUUAAACCAUUUUAGAUACCACAUAGCUUUAACGUCUGUAGUUAAAAUGUCAAGAUGUUACUGUUCAUUUUUACAACACAGAGUUCACAGGAAACACUAAGGUGUAAUUGCCCCAUGUUAUCUUGUUUUGUUUUUGUCAAAGUUGAAGAGAUUCUUCAAUGUUGUAAUAUUUUAAAGUAAUAUCUGUGAUCUACUUAAGACGUUAGCUACAAAUCACCUCAUUUUCAAUCUUCACACAAAAAAUGAAAGCUUAAAGUAAACCCACGAAAAGGAGCACUGUUGUUCCCAGAAGUAAUUUCUAAGCAUACUUGUGUUGCUCGCUAAUGUUUAAUUGCUAAAUGAUGGUUUUUCUGAAACACUGGUUCAUGUUUUUGACUGUGAAAGCAUAUUAGUUUUUAUAUUUUUCUUUUUACAUGAACAAAAGCAACGGCAAGAUCUGGACAAUUCUGGGUUUGUUUUUGCCAUUUUUUGUGGGGGGAAAUAAAAUCACAAAUUAAAUGCAAA
Molecule: messenger RNA, 1408 nt
Organism: Coregonus clupeaformis (lake whitefish)
Lineage: Eukaryota; Metazoa; Chordata; Actinopteri; Salmoniformes; Salmonidae
Product: barrier-to-autointegration factor
Exons: 3
Coding region: 158-430 (90 amino acids)
Molecular function (GO): DNA binding
Source: RefSeq, a predicted model, not a curated record